AUGUCGUUCCGAGGCGGCCGAGGUGGUGGCGGAUUCAGGGGAGGCGAUCGCGGCGGUUUCCGCGGCGGCCGUGGCGGCGAUCGCGGCAGCUUCAGGGGAGGCGACCGUGGUGGAUUCCGCGGCGGCAGGGGCGGUCACGACUUCGCACAGGGUCCCCCCGACACCGUCGUUGAGCUCGGCAAGUUCACGCACGCUUGCGAGGGCGAGAUGGUGUACAAGAUGGUGGAGACGGACAAGGUCCCCAAGUUCAACCACCCCGUCUACACGCACGAGAAGGUCGAGGUCGGUAAGGUCGACGAGAUCUUCGGUUCCACAACUGAGCCCUACUUCACGGUCAAGCCCAACCAGGGUUUCGUGGCCACGAGCUUCAAGGUCGGCGACCCCAUCUGCAUGGGUCCCUUCUCGCUGCUCAACAAGCAGAUGUUCACCGAAGAGGACAAGCCCAAGGCUCCCAGGGGUGGUCGCGGUGGCGGAUUCCGGGGAGGCGAUCGCGGCGGUCGCGGCGGUGGAUUCAGGGGCGGCCGAGGUGGUGGCGGUGGUUUCCGGGGUGGCGACCGUGGCGGUCGCGGCGGGUUCAGCCCGCGUGGCCGUGGCACCUUCACCAGGGGCGCCUAA
Acanthamoeba castellanii str. Neff is the source of this 615-nucleotide messenger RNA. Its product is annotated as Gar1 protein RNA binding region protein. Gene Ontology annotation, biological process: snoRNA guided rRNA pseudouridine synthesis; ribosome biogenesis. NCBI's taxonomy places the organism in Eukaryota, Discosea, Longamoebia, Acanthamoebidae. The record is from RefSeq and is a predicted model, not a curated record. The coding region runs from base 1 to 615 and encodes 204 amino acids. Gene Ontology annotation, cellular component: box H/ACA snoRNP complex. The transcript is spliced from 4 exons. Gene Ontology annotation, molecular function: box H/ACA snoRNA binding.